Molecule: messenger RNA, 3201 nt
Organism: Lepisosteus oculatus (spotted gar)
Lineage: Eukaryota; Metazoa; Chordata; Actinopteri; Semionotiformes; Lepisosteidae
Gene: pygl
Product: phosphorylase, glycogen, liver
Biological process (GO): glycogen catabolic process
Cellular component (GO): cytoplasm
Molecular function (GO): pyridoxal phosphate binding; glycogen phosphorylase activity
Source: RefSeq, a predicted model, not a curated record
UGGAGGGAAGAGGAGGAGACUUGUUGGGCGUCUAAGUACAUCUAUAUAAAGUUCAUUUGUUGUUUAGUUUGUUUAGCAGGCAAGCAGGGAAGUGCGUUAGACGGUUAGAAUGGCGACCCCGUUGACAGACCAAGAGAAGAGAAAGCAGAUCAGUAUUAGGGGGAUAGUUGGCGUAGAAAAUGUUUCGGAGGUGAAAAAAGGCUUUAACCGUCACCUGCACUUCACCCUAGUGAAAGACAGGAAUGUGGCGACGCAGCGUGAUUACUUUUUUGCUCUUGCACACACGGUGCGAGAUCAUCUGGUUGGGAGAUGGAUCCGUACACAGCAGUUCUACUAUGAAGCCGACCCAAAGAGGGUGUACUAUCUCUCCCUGGAGUUCUAUAUGGGUCGAACCCUGGAGAACACCAUGAUCAACCUGGGGCUGCAGAAUGCCUGCGAUGAGGCCAUCUACCAGCUGGGUUUGGAUAUAGAAGACCUGGAGGAGAUGGAAGAAGAUGCUGGGCUUGGGAAUGGAGGUUUGGGCAGACUUGCAGCAUGCUUCCUUGACUCGAUGGCUACCCUUGGCCUUGCCGCAUAUGGAUAUGGCAUUCGAUACGAGUACGGCAUCUUCAAUCAGAAAAUCCGCGAGGGCUGGCAGGUGGAGGAGGCCGACGACUGGCUGAGACAUGGCAACCCCUGGGAGAAAGCCCGCCCGGAGUACAUGCUGCCUGUUCAUUUUUAUGGCCGUGUGGAACAAACCAGGGAAGGCUCCAAAUGGGUUGAUACACAGGUGGUCCUGGCAAUGCCUUAUGACACCCCGAUUCCGGGGUACAUGAACAACACUGUCAACACCAUGAGGCUGUGGUCUGCUCGUGCACCCAAUGACUUCAACCUGCGGGACUUUAAUAUUGGAGACUACAUUCAGGCUGUACUGAACAGGAAUCUGGCUGAAAACAUCACCAGAGUGCUCUAUCCUAAUGAUAAUUUCUUUGAAGGGAAGGAGCUACGUUUGAAGCAGGAGUAUUUCGUGGUUGCUGCAACCCUGCAGGACAUCAUUCGUCGUUUUAAAGCCUGUAAGAAGGUGUCGCCGGGAGCAUCCACCUCCUUUGACACCUUUCCCGAUAAGGUGGCAAUCCAGCUGAACGACACACAUCCAGCAAUGGCUAUCCCUGAGCUGAUGAGGAUCCUGGUGGACAUUGAAAAAUUGCCUUGGGAUAAGGCCUGGGACAUCACCAAGAAGACCUUUGCCUACACCAACCACACAGUGCUGCCUGAAGCUCUAGAACGCUGGCCAGUGCACCUGAUGGAGAACCUACUCCCUCGGCACCUGCAGAUCAUCUAUGAAAUUAACCAGAAGCACCUGGAUAAAAUGGCGGCGCUGUUUCCUGGUGACAUGGACCGGAUCCGCAGGAUGUCUCUGAUUGAAGAAGACGGAGGGAAGAAAAUCAACAUGGCCCACUUGUGCAUUGUUGGGUCUCAUGCAGUCAAUGGAGUUGCCCAAAUCCAUUCCAACAUAAUUAAGAAGGACGUGUUCCGUGACUUCAGCGAGCUGGAGCCUGAUAAGUUCCAGAACAAAACUAAUGGAAUAACUCCAAGACGCUGGCUACUGCUCUGCAAUGCCGGGCUGGCAGAGCUCAUUGCCGAGACUAUUGGUGAGGAUUAUGUGAAAGACCUCAGCCAGUUAAAGAAGCUCAUUAACUUUGUGGACAAUGAUAAUUUUAUUCGAGAUGUUGCCAAAGUCAAGCAGGACAACAAGGUAAAGUUUGCCCAGUAUCUGGAGAAGGAAUACAAGGUGAAGAUAAAUGCUUCUUCCAUGUUUGAUGUCCAUGUGAAGAGAAUCCAUGAGUACAAGCGGCAGCUCCUCAACUGCCUGCACAUUAUCACCAUGUACAACCGAAUAAAGAAGGACCCAACCGCUCCAUUUGUACCACGAACAGUGAUUAUUGGUGGUAAAGCAGCUCCAGGAUAUCACAUGGCGAAAACGAUUAUCAAACUCAUCACUUCUGUAGGAGAGGUUGUGAACAGUGACCCAGCGGUUGGAAACAAGCUGAAAGUCAUCUUUCUGGAGAACUACAGAGUUUCUCUUGCCGAAAAAGUGAUCCCUGCUACAGAUCUGUCUGAGCAGAUCUCCACCGCAGGCACCGAGGCUUCCGGCACAGGAAACAUGAAGUUCAUGCUGAAUGGGGCUUUGACCAUCGGGACCAUGGACGGAGCCAAUGUGGAAAUGGCAGAGGAAGCUGGCGAGGAGAACCUUUUCAUUUUCGGGAUGCGGGUGGAGGAUGUCGCCGAGCUUGAUAAGAAGGGCUAUGAUGCCAGAGAAUACUAUAAUGAGUUGCCUGAACUGAAGCACGUUAUAGACCAGAUCAAGAGUGGAUUCUUCUCCCCCAAGCAGCCAGACCUCUUCAAUGAUGUCAUCAACAUGCUUUUCAACCAUGACAGGUUUAAGGUCUUUGCAGACUAUGAAGCUUAUGUAAAAUGCCAAGAGAGGGUCAGCAAGCUGUACAAAAACCCAAAGGAGUGGACUAAGAUGGUGAUCAAAAACAUUGCUGCCUCUGGGAAGUUCUCCAGCGACAGGACAAUCAAGGAGUAUGCCCAGGAGAUCUGGGGAGUGGCGCCCACAGACUUGAAGAUCCCACCACCAAACGAGCCACGAGAGGCUAUCGAGGAGACAGCCAAGGCGGUAAAGCCAAAAAAGGUGUAAUGUCUCUUGGGCAGAGCUAAAGCAGGCAAGGAUGUGCUCGCAAAACUUAAUCAGUAGUGCCAUUCUUAUGUAAGCUUUUGGCCAGGCUUUUCAGUUAAGGUUUUGGCAUGAGGGCCAUUUCUAGAGCUGUUAAUUGUGCAAUCUAUACAAGGAAGUUGGCAAUUGGGUCUUGAUCCUGAAAGCCUUGUUAUACAAUCUUCCCUUUGUCAGUGUUGCCUUGUCUAAAUGCAUCAUCUUAGCACUUAGUAACGCAAACUCCAAUGUUUAGAUACCUGGACUGUCCGAAGUUAUUCAGAUUAAUUUGUUGCUUUAAUCUUUACCUUUUGUCUUGGGGCUGUAAUCUAAUAAACCUAAACAGAUUUGCCUGAUAAUCUGAUCAUGUUUUUUAAGUAUGAAUCACGUUCAAACAUGGCUUAUUUUCACGAUGAUACCAGUGAUGUAUUAAAGGGGAUAGUUUGAGAGCAUUGUCUUCUCUCUCCUUGACAUUCUGUACUGUUACUUCAAUAAAUGUUUGUCUGCAA